Molecule: messenger RNA, 712 nt
Organism: Cajanus cajan (pigeon pea)
Lineage: Eukaryota; Viridiplantae; Streptophyta; Magnoliopsida; Fabales; Fabaceae
Product: heavy metal-associated isoprenylated plant protein 26
Molecular function (GO): metal ion binding
Source: RefSeq, a predicted model, not a curated record
AUAAUAGAUAAUAGAUAUGAAGGGAGGUAACGUAGUAGAAUAUCCAAGGUUGAAAGAGAAAGAGAAAGAGAAAUGGGUGCCCUAGAUCACAUCUCAGAGCUGUUUGACUGCUCCAACACGAGCUCCAAGCUGAAGAAGAAGAGAAAGCAGUUCCAGACGGUGGAGGUGAAAGUGAAGAUGGACUGCGAAGGGUGCGAGAGAAAGGUGAAGAAAGCGGUGGAGGGGAUGAAGGGGGUCAGCCAAGUGGAGGUGGAUCGCAAAGCCAGCAAGGUAACUGUCUCCGGCUACGUUGAACCCUCCAAGGUCGUCUCACGCAUCGCUCACCGCACCGCCAAGAGGGCCGAGCUAUGGCCUUACGUCCCCUACGACGUCGUCGCCCACCCCUACGCCCCCGGCGUCUACGACAAGAAAGCUCCCUCUGGUUACGUUCGAAACGCUGAGGUCGACCCUCGCGUCUCCAACCUCGCACGUGCCAGCUCCGCUGAGGUCAGAUACACCACCGCCUUCAGCGACGAAAACCCCGCCGCAUGUGUCCUUAUGUGAUCCUCAUCUCCUCAUCACCUCAUCAUCAUCCUCCAUCUUAUGUAUAUUAAAGUCCUGUUUAGAUUCUCAAUGCUUCUACUUUUAUCAAUCAAUAUAAUUUCAUAAUUACUAGUACUGUGUUUUUCUCCACUGCUAGCAACUUUUAUGAGAGAGAAAAAAAAAAAAAAAA